CAGCCACGCUUUGUGUUUCUUUUUGCGUAUACACUGUAUUUUUUGGAUUUAUCUCAAAUGUCAUAAUACCUAUACAAAAUCUGACAUUUAGUUUGGAUUUCGUCAAAGUUGUCAAAAUAAAUUAGUAAUCAAAUAAAAACAAAUAGUACUUUAGAGUUCAGACAUUCUCAUAUUAUAACUAUAUUUCUAUAUAAUUCGGGUAAAUCAUAUGAAAUGUUAAAAUUUAGUGUGGUGUUAUUUUUUCCAUUUACAUUGCUUCAUGCCCAUAUAAGCUACGAUGUUCCACAACUUGCAUCAAUGGAGUUUGCAGGACAAGGUUACUUAUAUCCUUAUCCAGAGGAGUGUUUUGAAAUUUUAAAAGCAUUUGCUGAUUCUGCAUCAAAUUUUACAUUAUGUUCAAUCAUAAACGCACGGCCUAUAAGAUUAUGUGAAAAUUGCGUAAAGCACUAUGUCAAGUUUCAUGAUAAGUAUAAAGAAUUGUUAAAUACUGCAGUGAAUGGGACUUCAUGUGGUUCAAUUUUUAUGUCCCAGGAUAGAUUGAAUGUAAUACAAAGGCAUCAUGAUGGCAUGUUAGGCAUAUGGAAUACAGGCAAUUGUAAUGAUUGCUUCAUUUGGUCUAAUGAAACUGCAACACUUAAAAAUAGUACAUUAAAAUUUUAUGAAAAAUUCAAUGAUACAAUGCAAUGUAUUGUUUUAAACAUAAAUACAGAUGAAAAAAUAGUUUGUGAGAAAUGUAUGCAAAAAUAUCUUGAGUUAGAUGAGUUUUAUACAACUUUAAGCAAAGAUAAAAUAGGAGUAGAUAGUGUCUGUAUGGAUAUUGUGGAUUCUAUGAACAGAACAAGAUCUAUUUGGAGUAAGACGUUGAGUUGCUGCAAUUUACGGAGAACACCCGAAGUUGUAUUUCUCUGCUGUACUGGGAUUAUAUCGUUCCUUCCUAUUUUGUUCUAUAUAACAUUAAGAUAUUGUGCACCAAUUAAAGAUUUGCCCAAUGUUUUAAAGCAGUCAAGAUUUAAACAGUCAUUUAUGAGGUCUAUUGAUAGCCGAACAAGCUAAGACAAUUAUUUGAAUUUGGUUAUUUUGUUUCUUUCAUUAAUUGAACACUCAAGUGUUUCAUGUUACUACUUCAUAGAGAUCAUAAAAUUGUUAGAUAUUUGUUAAGAAUAAACACAUUCUAUCG
Molecule: messenger RNA, 1177 nt
Organism: Zerene cesonia (dogface butterfly)
Lineage: Eukaryota; Metazoa; Arthropoda; Insecta; Lepidoptera; Pieridae
Product: osteopetrosis-associated transmembrane protein 1
Exons: 5
Coding region: 214-1053 (279 amino acids)
Cellular component (GO): cytosol
Source: RefSeq, a predicted model, not a curated record